This is a messenger RNA of Chanos chanos (milkfish), 944 nucleotides long. RefSeq names its product MOB kinase activator 2b (gene mob2b). NCBI's taxonomy places the organism in Eukaryota, Metazoa, Chordata, Actinopteri, Gonorynchiformes, Chanidae. The record is from RefSeq and is a predicted model, not a curated record. The transcript has 5 exons. Bases 32 to 790 code for a protein of 252 amino acids.
CAUUCUUACAGUAACUGAGGAAAAUAUUAUCAUGGUUGGAGACCACAAUACCAUAUCUGGAGAUACGUCUCUAUCUCAAAGGACAACUAAGAGUGGAUUAAGUUGUAAAAUUGUUCUCCAAGCGGUUGGUAAAGUUCUGAGGAAGUCUAAGACGAAGCCCAAUGGAAAGAAGCCGCCUACCGAGGAGAAGAAGCACUACCUGGAGCCGGAGUACACCAAAGUGCGGCUUGUCGACUUUGACCUCAAGGAGCUGGUUGUGCUACCGCAGGAGAUCGACCUGAAUGAAUGGCUAGCCAGCAACACCACCACUUUCUUCAAUCUCAUUAACCUGCAAUACAGCACAAUCUCAGAGUUUUGCACUGGGGACACGUGUCAGUCCAUGACAGCUUGCAACACGACGUACUACUGGUAUGAUGAAAAGGGGAAGAAGACCAAGUGCACAGCGCCACAGUAUGUAGACUUUGUCAUGAGCACAGUACAGAAGCUCGUAACUGAUGAGGACAUUUUCCCCACCAAGUACGGAAAAGAGUUCCCCAGCGGGUUUGAUGUGCUGGUGAAGAAAAUCUGCAGAUAUCUCUUCCACGUGUUGGCCCACAUCUACUGGGCGCACUACAAAGAGACUGUGGCCAUGGAUCUGCACGGACACUUGAAUACACUUUACACACAUUUCAUUGUUUUUAUAAGGGUAUUCAGCCUGAUGGACGCCAAGGAGAUCUCUAUUAUGGAUGACCUCUCGGAGGUUCUCUGCACUCCCCUGCCCCCAGCACAGAACCACGUGACUGAGAGAUGAGGCCCAGGCCCGUGUCUGUGCCUGCCAAGCCGGGGGAGCUCCCCCAGGAAGGGAGAGGACUACGCCAGCCUAAAUGGCGAUUGGACUUAGACACCUUCCACCCCCCAGAAUACUGCUCUUAUUAGAAUCCAGCCAGGAGAAAGGGCCAGCCCUG